UUCAGCAGCCUAUGAUCAUCGCAGCCUGAAGGAGGAAAAACCGAGGCACUCGCUCGCUUUCCGCCCCUCUUACAAUUCCCGAUUUUGGCCAUUUGGGUCCAACCGCAGACACAGAUUCUCACUUGGGUCGUGUUCGUUUACUCGCAGAGAGGGCGAAUCGUUUGUGGGUUUUUUUUUGCGGGGAUAGAUCCCGAGAGCUGUGCAGCAUGGAGGCAAUGCUGACCUGCGGAAAUUGGACGCAGACGCUGGGAUGUGUGGGUAAGGUUAGGCUGGGAGGCGGCGGAGUUUCCUCGGACAAGACGGUGUUUGGCGCUCACAAUGGUUUGCGGAGAAGUAGCAGCGCUGGGUUGAGCUCAGUGGCGAAGGAGCUUCGUGUUGUGUCGUCUUUUAGAAGACGACAAGCGGCGAAUGUUGGGGCGGGGGAUUUGAGUGUGAGGGCCGCGAGUGGCAAUGGUGCAGCGCCGAAGCAGUUUGAUUACGACGUAGUGAUUAUUGGUGCUGGAGUUGGAGGGCACGGCGCCGCUCUUCAUGCUGUUGAGAAGGGGUUGAAGACGGCAAUCAUCGAGGGAGAUGUAGUGGGCGGAACUUGCGUGAACCGAGGGUGUGUACCUUCGAAAGCUCUCUUGGCUGUGAGUGGACGGAUGCGCGAACUCCGAGAUGAGCACCAUCUCAAGGCCCUCGGAAUCCAGGUGGGAGCGGCAAAUUUCGAUAGGCAGUCAGUUGCUGACCACGCCAACAACCUGGCCACUAAAAUUCGAGGAAAUCUCACCAACUCUAUGAAGGCACUUGGUGUUGAUAUUCUGACUGGUGUUGGCUCCAUCGUGGCUCCUCAAGUUGUGAAAUAUGGAAAAAUUGGAUUUUCUGACAAAACUGUGACAGCACGCAACAUUAUCAUUGCAACUGGUUCGGUGCCUUUUGUUCCUCCAGGAAUUGAAGUUGAUGGAAAGACGGUGUUCACGAGUGACCAUGCGUUGAAGCUGGAGUGGAUUCCCGACUGGAUCACUAUUGUCGGAAGUGGUUACAUUGGUCUUGAGUUCAGUGAUGUUUACACUGCCCUUGGAAGCGAGGUCACGUUUGUUGAAGCUCUUGAUGGUUUGAUGCCAGGCUUUGAUCCCGAGAUCGGCAAGCUUGCACAGAGGAUCUUGAUCAAUCCUCGUAAAAUUGAUUAUCAUGUUGGAGUGUUGGCCAAGAAGAUUACUCCGGCUAAAGACGGGAAGCCAGUGCAAAUUGAACUUGUUGACACAAAAACCAAGGAACCAAAAGACAUUCUUGAGGUCGAUGCAGCCCUUAUCGCAACAGGGCGUUCCCCAUUCACGAAAGGCUUGGGGCUCGAAAAGAUCAAUGUGACUACACAGAGAGGAUUUGUACCAGUUGAUGAGCGCAUGCAAGUGCUUGAUUCUGAAGGCAAGCCGGUACCACACUUGUAUUGCAUCGGCGAUGCAAAUGGCAAGAUGAUGCUUGCUCAUGCAGCAAGCGCUCAAGGCAUUUCGGUAAUUGAGCAGAUUGCUGGCCGAGAUAACAUUUUGAACCAUAAUAGCGUGCCCGCGGCCUGUUUCACGCACCCUGAGAUCAGCAUGGUUGGCUUGACUGAGCCACAAGCAAGAGCGUUGGGAACGGAAGAGGGUUUCAAAGUAAGCGUUGCAAAGACUAGCUUCAAAGCCAACACCAAGGCGCUUGCUGAGAAUGAAGGCGAGGGACUAGCUAAGAUGAUCUACCGGCCAGACACUGGCGAAAUUCUGGGUGUUCACAUUCUUGGUCUCCAUGCCGCUGACCUUAUUCACGAAGCCUCAAACGCUAUUGCGAUGGGCAACACCAUCAGGGACAUCAAGUUUGCUGUUCAUGCCCAUCCCACCUUAUCUGAAGUUUUGGACGAGCUGUUCAAGGCAGCUAAGCUUGACGAGGAGCAUGCGGCAGUAGAAACCCCAAAGGAAGUACUUGAAUCAGUGAGUGCUUGAUGUCUCGGCUCAGUCGUUCUUGUCGAAGAUUAUUUGAUUUCUGGUCGUCGUAUUUAUAUUUAUAUAUCCUACACAACCUGGAGUUGCGCAUGAUUUCUAAACAGACGUUAAGUCUGUAGAAUCAAGGUUUAGUUUACUUCCAACAUCCAUUGACAAGCGCGGUAGUUAGGAUUGAUCAAAGCUUUAGUGAGGAUGCGGAAAUAGGUAAGAAUUGAAAGAAUCCUCAUAUUCGAGCGGUUUUUAAUUUGAAAUAGUUUCAACGACGGACAGUUGUUGGAUCUGUCUUGUGCACAAUUCCCGUGAAUCUUUAGCAGGUUUAACGAACUCACAGCAUGAGAAUCAUUCCGACAUCAGUGGACGAGUAAACUUCUGUGAAUUCUGCAAUUAGGAUCUCUUCCUUUUAGAAAUAAGGUUCUCGAUUUUCGUGAAACAUUUGCCAAGUGCCCAAAGUGCAGUAGAGACUGCAUUCUUUAAUGCCUUUUCCUAAAAGGUAUUACUGUUAAAUACCCAAAUUCUCCAGAUUCAUCAA
Molecule: messenger RNA, 2484 nt
Organism: Physcomitrium patens
Lineage: Eukaryota; Viridiplantae; Streptophyta; Bryopsida; Funariales; Funariaceae
Product: dihydrolipoyl dehydrogenase 2, chloroplastic
Biological process (GO): 2-oxoglutarate metabolic process; pyruvate metabolic process
Cellular component (GO): mitochondrion; oxoglutarate dehydrogenase complex
Molecular function (GO): dihydrolipoyl dehydrogenase (NADH) activity; flavin adenine dinucleotide binding
Source: RefSeq, a predicted model, not a curated record